Molecule: messenger RNA, 567 nt
Organism: Euleptes europaea (tarantolino)
Lineage: Eukaryota; Metazoa; Chordata; Lepidosauria; Squamata; Sphaerodactylidae
Product: thialysine N-epsilon-acetyltransferase-like
Exons: 6
Coding region: 1-567 (188 amino acids)
Molecular function (GO): N-acetyltransferase activity
Source: RefSeq, a predicted model, not a curated record
AUGGAAUGCGUUAUCCGUCAAGCCACAAGGGAGGACUGCGACCCCCUCAUGGGCUUGAUGCGGGAAAUUGCAGAGUUUCACCACUUGCUGGACGAAGUAACCAUAAACUCUCAAGUUUUAAAGACUGAUGGCUUUGGUGAAGACCCCUUCUUCAAGUGCAUCCUGGCUGAAUUGCCUGCAGAAAAGGGAGGCAAAGCAGCUCGCCCCAUUGGCUUCGCCCUGUAUUUCUUUGGGUACAGCGUCCUUCAUGGGAGAAUCGUGUUCUUGGAGAGCCUGUAUGUGGCGUCAGAAUUCAGAGGAAAAGGAAUUGGAGUGAAAUUACUGGGCAAGGUGGCAGAGAUCGCCCUGGCUGCCGGGUGCAAGGAGGUGAGGUUUGUGGCGAUGGAGUGGAACAGUCCGGCCAAGGACUUCUACCUCCGCCUGGGGGCCAAGGACAUGACCCAGUCGCACCAGCAGUGGCACAGCAUGGAGCUGAGCGGAGAGGCCUUGCAAAGGCUGGCACAGAAGGGAAGGCGCAGCCCUGGGGGGGCCCUCGGGUCCAGCUCAGGCCAAGCCCAGCAACCAUAG